AUGGAGGACUGGUUGAUCGCAAAAACACUGGAUUGUGACUUCUGUGUGUGUGUGUGCGUGUGGGGGCGCGCCCAGUGGAUGACUGCAGGAAGGGGAGUGGUUCAUGCUGAGAUGCCCAUGUCUGAGGAACCCUUGGUGGGUUUGCAGCUGUGGGUGAACCUGUCCAGGCAGAAUAAGAUGGUGCAACCAGCCUAUCAGGAAUUGCAGAGCUCAGAUAUCCCCAAAGUGACUCACGGUGGUCACUGUGGCUGUAAUAUCGGAGAAGCCUUAGGAGCAAAGUCCAAGGUCUACACAAGGACACCAACAAUGUAUUUGGAUUUUGUGCUGAAGAUUGGAGCCCAACAUGUACAGCCAGUUCCAUCAGGAUGGACUGCCUUCAUUUACACUCUCUCAGGAACCAUUCAUGUUGGCCCUGAUGACGAGCAGCAGAAGGUGGAGCCCCGUCACACGGUGGUUUUUGGAGAUGGGGACAGUGUUCGAUUUGAAAACAAGGGUUCCGACAUUUGCCAUUUUGUCCUGAUAGCCGGAGAACCCAUCAAUGAGCCUGUGGUGAAGCACGGUCCAUUUGUAAUGAACACACAGGAAGAGAUCAACCAGGCUAUCAGUGAUUAUAGAAAUGGUCAAAAUGGCUUUGAGCGAGCCUUAAACUGGCGAUCUCAGAUCCGAGAUUCUCUUUAACCAUUAUGUUGUACAAAAUAUAUUGUUUGUUGCUUGCAUCUAUUUUUGAAAUCUUCUUUUGGUCAUAAAGUACAUUUACAUUUUAAA
Messenger RNA from Hippocampus zosterae (dwarf seahorse), 765 nucleotides. RefSeq names its product pirin-like. Lineage: Eukaryota; Metazoa; Chordata; Actinopteri; Syngnathiformes; Syngnathidae. Gene Ontology annotation, molecular function: quercetin 2,3-dioxygenase activity. Gene Ontology annotation, biological process: monocyte differentiation. Gene Ontology annotation, cellular component: nucleus. The record is from RefSeq and is a predicted model, not a curated record.